This is a messenger RNA of Balaenoptera musculus (blue whale), 17957 nucleotides long. RefSeq names its product piccolo presynaptic cytomatrix protein (gene PCLO). Gene Ontology annotation, biological process: presynaptic active zone assembly; protein localization to synapse. Gene Ontology annotation, cellular component: cytoskeleton of presynaptic active zone; axon; GABA-ergic synapse. NCBI's taxonomy places the organism in Eukaryota, Metazoa, Chordata, Mammalia, Artiodactyla, Balaenopteridae. The transcript has 25 exons. The record is from RefSeq and is a predicted model, not a curated record. Gene Ontology annotation, molecular function: protein binding; metal ion binding; structural constituent of presynaptic active zone. The coding region runs from base 205 to 15540 and encodes 5111 amino acids.
GUUGGCUGGCGUUGUCCAACAUGGAGGAGGCACUGGUCUCGGUCAUCACCUGCAAGAGGGACUAAUCUCCGCCUGGUGUUCAGGGACUUCGCCUCCUGCACGCCCUGCGGCGGACCCCGUCUCCGGUUGCUCCUCCGGCCACGGGCUUCCCGGCGGGGAGGCAGCACAAGGAGGGAGCGCGGUGGCCCUGAGUUUCCCUAAGCCAUGGGCAACGAGGCGAGCUUGGAAGGGGAAGGGCUCCCCGAAGGGCUGGCGGCGGCGGCAGCAGCGGCGGCCGGAGGAGGGGCUGGCGGGGCGGGGAGCCCCUUGCACACCGUGACUCCGGCCGGCAUGGAGGCGGAUCUGAGCCAGCUGAGCGAAGAGGAGAGGAGACAGAUCGCUGCUGUCAUGUCAAGGGCGCAGGGGCUGCCCAAGGGAAGCAUUCCUCCGGCCUCUGCGGAGCCUCCUUCUAUGCACAGGAAACAAGAGUUGGAUAGUAGUCAAUCUCCAAAGCAACCAGGAAAACCGCCGGACCCUGGGCGUCCAGUUCAGCCUGGUCUCAGUAAAAGUAGAACUACAGACACUCUGAGGUCAGAGCAGAAAUUGCCUGGAAGGAGUCCUUCCACUAUUAGCUUGAAAGAAUCGAGAUCCAGAACUGAUUUUAAGGAAGAGCACAAGUCUAGUAUGAUGCCUGGCUUCCUCUCAGAGGUUAAUCCUUUAAGUGCUGUCUCCUCUGUUGUAAAUAAAUUCAAUCCUUUUGAUUUGAUAUCAGACCCUGAUGCCUCCCAGGAAGAAGCCGCCAAGAAACAAAAAAUAUCUCAGAAGGAACAAGGAAAACCUGAAGGAAUCACAAAGCCUCCAUCACAACAACAGUCACCCAAGCCAGUUCCUAAGCAGCCAGGACCCGUGAGGGCCCUGCUUCAGCAGGACGGUUCUCCCAAAUCAGUAUCUCCUCAGCAGCCAGAAAAAAUUAAAUCACAACCUCCAGAAACAGGAACGCCAACUCAGGGCCUCACCCAGGCUCCUCAGACAGACCAGGCAAAAUUGCCACUUCAAAGAGAUGCAGCCAGGCCUCAGACUAAACAGACAGAUACGGUAAGGGGAGAGUCUGUUAAACCCUCACUGCAAAGCCCAUCCAAGCCACCUAUUCACCAAGUAAGUCCUGGAAAGCCUCCAGCCCAGCAGCCUGGACCUGGAAAACCUUCCACACCACAGCCUGGGCCUGCAAAGCCCUCAGCUCAGCAACCAGGGCCAACGAAGGCCCUAGCUCAACAGCCAGGGACCCCAAAGCCCCCGGCCCAGCCACCGGGAACAACAAAGCCUGCAGCUCAGCCUCCUGGACCAAAGUCUCCAGCUCAGCCUCCUGGGCCUUCAAAGACUCCAGCUCAGCCACCUGGGCCAGCAAAGACUCCAGCUCAGCCACCUGGGCCAGCAAAGCCCACGGCCCAACAGCUGGGGACAACGAAAUCCCCGGCUCACCAACCUGGGCCACAGUCUCCAGCUCAGCCACCUGGGCCUGCAAAGACUGCAGCUCAGCAGGUUGGGCCAGUGAAGCCUCAGGUCCAGCAGCCUGGGCCAGGCAAGACUCCAGCUCAACAGCCUGGCCCAGCGAAGCCCCCUCCUCAACAGCCUGGCCCAGCAAAGCCCCCUCCUCAGCAGCCUGGCCCAGCAAAGCCCCCUCCUCAGCAGCCUGGCCCAGCAAAGCCCCCUCCUCAACAGCCUGGCCCAGCAAAGCCCCCUCCUCAGCAGCCUGGCCCAGCAAAGCCCCCUCCUCAGCAGCCUGGCCCAGCAAAGCCCCCUCCUCAACAAUCUACAAAACCAGUAAGCCAAACAGGGAAACCUCUGCAGCCACAAACUUUUCCAUCUGCAGCACAGACUCCAGUACAAGGCCUCCCAAAAACCAUCUGUCCUCUUUGCAGUACCACUGAACUUCUGUUGCAUGUUCCAGAAAAGGCCAAUUUUAACACAUGCACUGAGUGUCAAACCACUGUUUGUAGCCUCUGUGGUUUUAACCCCAAUCCUCACUUAACCGAGAUAAAAGAGUGGCUCUGUUUAAACUGUCAGAUGCAGAGAGCUCUAGGAGGUGACCUGGCUCCAGUUCCAUCAUCACCCCAGCCCAAACCGAAGACUGCCCCUGUUCCUACAUCAGCAGUGAGCAAGCCAACCCCACAGUCACAGCAGAUUUCUCCAAAGAAAGAUACUACGCCCAAACAGGAGGUCUCAAAGGCACCUGAGUCUAAAAAGCCCCCACCACUACUGAAACAGCCAACCCUUCACGGCUCCCUCCCAGUCACAGCCCAGCAGCCUCCUGUGGCAGAGUCCUCCUCCAAGCCAGCCCCUCCCAAAGAGCCUUCUGUCCCAUCUGAACAGGCCAAGGUCUCCGUGGCUGAUGAUAAACCAAAGCAGCCCAAGACAGGAAAGCCAGCCACAGACAUUGUGUCUUCAUCGUCAACAGCAGCAAAACCGGAUGUUCCAAGCUCCAAAGUACCAUCACAGGAUCAAGAGAAAGCAAUUCCUUCUCUAAAAGCAGACUCUGCCAAACCCUCACAGAGUUUUCCACCAACAGGAGAAAAAGUCACCCCAUUCGAUUCUAAAGUCAUACCUCGACCUGCAUCAGAUUCAAAACUUAUUUCACAUCCUGGGCCUAGUUCAGAGAGCAAAGGUCAAAAGCAAGUUGAUUCAACUCAGAAGAGGGACGAACCCAAGAAAGCACAAGCCAGAAUGAGUCCUAAGCCAGAUGCCAAGCCUGUGCCAAAAGGGGCAGUAACACCCCAAGGUCCACGACCUUCCACUGGCCAAACUGCCCCCCCAUCUCCACAGCCCCCGAAACCUCAGGAGCAGUCGAGACGUUUUAGUCUGAAUCUGGGAAGUAUUUCUGAUGUCCCUAAAUCACAGCCCACAACUCCUCAAGAAACAGUGACUGGGAAACUCUUUGGGUUUGGAGCAUCCAUUUUCAGCCAGGCAUCAAAUCUAAUCUCCACAGCAGGCCAGCCUGGGUCUCAUUCACAGGGUGGGCCAGUGGCCCCGACAAAACAAGUCCCUCCUUCGCAGCCACCUACUUCUCAGGGGCCACCCAAACCCACAGCACCACCUGCACCUGCAAAGGUUAUACCUGUGAAAAAGGAAACCAAAGCUCUAGUAGCUGAAAAAUUAGAGCCCAAAGCUGGACAAGUUUCAACAGUAAAAAGAACAGAAACAGAAAAGAAGCCUCUGCCUACUAAGGACAGCAAACCUUCAACAGCCGAGCCUCAAAAGGCUGUUCUUCCCCCCAAACUGGAGGAAACCCCCAAACCAGAAUCAGCCUGUCCUCUCUGCAAAACUAAACUCAACAUAGGUUCUAAGGAUCCUCCUAACUUCAAUACUUGCACUGAAUGCAAGAAACAAGUGUGUAAUCUCUGUGGAUUUAACCCUACACCACACUUGACUGAGAUUCAGGAAUGGCUUUGUUUAAAUUGCCAAACCCAGAGAGCGAUAUCAGGACAGCUUGGAGACAUGGGCAAAAUACCACCUACACAGACAGGACCGAAAGCCUCUCCUAUGCCUGUCCCUACAGAACAACCAUCUCAGAAAAUAGCAAUGCCUGCCCAAGUAAAAGUGAAAAAGAGGGAACAAGAAGGAAAAACCGAAGGUGAAAAAAUCAUUCCAGAAAAAGUGAAAGAAACACCUUCAGUUGAAAAAAUUCCCCUUAAGGAAACCACAGAUCAAAUCCAAGAAGAGAGUAAACUAGAGAAAGACAAAACUUCAGCCCCUCAAGGAAAGAAGCCAACCCCUGAAGACAAAAAGCCACUCCUAGAAGAAAAAAAGCCACCUCUUGAAGAAGAAAAGCCAACCCUUAAAGACAAAAGGCCAGCUCUUGAAGACAAAAAGUUACCCCCAGGAGCAAAAGUAUCAGCUCUAGAGGAGGAACAGAAAUAUGACUCACUUAAAACUCAAGUACAGAUUGCUGAAGGAAAACCUGAAGGUAGAGUGGCUGCAGAGGCAGUGCGAGAAAAGAAACAACCACUGACCAAGAUGGAAGAUUUACCAUCUGGCGCACCUCAGAGUUUGUCUAAGAAACAUGAUGGGAUGACUCAAAACAUAAAAGAACAGCCACAGGCAGCAUGCUCGGCAAAGCCUGAUCAGAUGGAACCUAGGAAGGAAAAAACAGAAAAGGAAGAUGACAAAUCAGACACUUCAAGUGUUCAGCAGCCGAAAAGCCCACAAGGUCUGAGUGACACAGGAUAUUCUUCUGACGGAAUAUCAAGUUCGCUUGGUGAAAUUCCAAGUCUUAUUCCCAGUGAUGAAAAGGAUUUGCUCAAGGGACUCAAAAAGGACUCCUUUUCACAAGAAAGCAGCCCAUCCAGCCCCUCAGAUUUGGCUAAGUUAGAAAGUAUGGUCCUAUCCAUUUUGGAAGCUCAGGCAAGUACACUUGAAGAAAAGUCAGAAAAGAAAACAGAACCCCGUGAGGUUUCUCCUGAGCAGCCUAAGGACCAACAGAAAACUCAGAGUUUAGCCAAAACGCUGGAAUCUACAGUUUCAGAGGAGCUUAAAGAGAGUCAAGAAGAAAAAGACACUGUUAAGAAAGAGAGCCAACAAGACAUCCCUUCCAGAAAGGACCAUGAAGAAAAGUCUGAAUUUGUUGAUGAGUUGGCUACAAAAAGGCAGCCUUAUGAUUCAAUUGAAGACAGUAGCGAAAGUGAAAACUCACCUGUUCCACAAAGAAAACGGAGAACUAGUGUUGGUUCAUCAAGCAGCGAUGAAUAUAAACAUGAAGAUAGUCAAGGAUCAGGUGAAGAGGAGGACUUCAUUCGAAAGCAAAUCAUAGAAAUGAGUGCUGAUGAAGAUGCUUCAGGUUCUGAAGAUGAUGAGUUCAUUAGGAACCAGCUCAAAGAGAUUAGUAGUAGUAUUGAAAGCCAGAAGAAGGAAGAAACCAAAGGGAAGGGAAAAGGAACAGCAGGGAAACACAGGCGAUUGACGCGAAAAAGUAGUUCAAGCUUUGAUGAUGAUGCAGGGAGGCGCCAUUCGUGGCAUGAUGAAGAUGAUGAGACCUUUGAUGAAAGUCCUGAACUUAAAUACAGAGAAACUAAAAGUCAGGAGAGUGAAGAACUUGUAGUUGCCGGAGGAGGAGGGCUACGUCGAUUCAAAACGAUUGAACUCAAUAGCACUAUCACAGAUAAAUAUUCUGCAGAGACAUCACAGAAAAAAACAGCUUUGUACUUUGAUGAAGAGCCAGAAUUAGAAAUGGAAAGCUUGACAGACUCUCCGGAAGAUCGGUCAAGGGGGGACGGAUCUUCUAGUCUUCAUGCCUCUAGCUUCACUCCUGGCACAUCCCCUACAUCAGUUUCGUCACUUGAUGAGGACAGCGACAGUAGCCCGAGUCACAAAAAAGGAGAGAGCAAACAGCAACGCAAAGCUCGACACAGAUCGCAUGGCCCUCUUUUACCUACGAUUGAAGAUUCUUCAGAGGAAGAAGAAUUGAGAGAGGAAGAAGAAUUAUUGAAGGAGCAAGAAAAGCAACGGGAAUUAGAACAGCAGCAAAGGAAGAGUUCUAGUAAGAAAUCAAAGAAAGACAAAGAUGAACUUCGAGCUCAGAGAAGGAGGGAAAGACCAAAGACACCACCCAGUAAUCUCUCUCCCAUCGAAGAUGCGUCUCCAACAGAAGAAUUACGUCAGGCUGCAGAAAUGGAGGAGCUCCAUCGAUCUUCUUGUUCUGAAUAUUCACCUAGCAUAGAGUCAGACCCAGAAGGCUUUGAAAUAAGCCCAGAGAAGAUAAUCGAAGUACAAAAAGUUUAUAAAUUGCCCACAGCUGUGUCUUUAUACUCACCGACAGAUGAGCAAUCUAUUAUGCAGAAAGAAGGUAGCCAAAAGGCAUUAAAAAGCGCUGAGGAGAUGUAUGAAGAAAUGAUGCAUAAAAGCCAGAAAUAUAAAGCUUUUCCAGCUGCAAGUGAACGAGACGAAAUGUUUGAAAAAGAGCCUUUGUAUGGUGGGAUGUUAAUAGAGGAUUAUAUUUAUGAAUCUUUAGUAGAGGACACAUACAAUGGUUCCGUUGAUGGCAGUCUGCUCACGAGGCAAGAAGAAGAAAAUGGAUUUUUACAGCAGAGAGGGAGAGAGCAAAAAAUAAGACUUCCAGAACAGAUUUAUGAAGAUCCCAUGCAGAAAAUUACAGACCUUCAGAAAGAGUUUUAUGAGCUAGAAAGCUUACAUGCUGUUUUGCCUCAAGAAGACAUUGUAUCAAGCUCUUUUAUCAUCCCAGAAAGCCAUGAGAUUGUGGAUCUGGGUAGUAUGGUAACUUCUACCAGUGAAGAAAAGCAAUUAUUAGAUGCUGAUACUGCCUAUGAAGAACUCAUAAAAAGGCAACAGAUGCAAUUAACACCUGGAUCCAGUCCCACCCAGCCCCCCAUCAGGGAUGAUAUGACAGAGUCUACUGUGGACUUUGACAGGGUGCCUGAUGCAUCUUUGACAUCAAGUGUUCUCUCAGGAGCAUCUCUUACAGAUUCGACCAGCAGUGCAACACUGUCCAUCCCAGAUGUUAAAAUAACCCAACAUUUUUCAACAGAAGAAAUUGAGGAUGAAUAUGUGACUGAUUAUACAAGAGAAAUUCAAGAGAUAAUUGCUCAUGAGUCACUGAUUUUGACCUACUCUGAGCCUUCAGAAAGUGCUACAUCUGCCCCACCCUCUGACACACCCUCUCUCACAUCAUCUGUUUCUUCAGUUUGUACCACAGAUAGCUCCUCGCCCAUUACUACCCUGGAUAGCAUAACCACAGUUUAUACUGAGCCAGUGGACAUUGUAACUAAAUUUGAAGAUUCUGAGGAAAUUUCUUCAUCAACAUAUUUCCCAGGCAGCAUUAUAGACUAUCCAGAAGACAUAUCUUUAGAUCGGACUACCAUACCAGAUGGUAGAACUAGUGCUGAUCACAUUGUGAUUUCCUUAUCUGAUAUGGAACCUUCUCUCGUAGAAUCUGUAGGAACUAAACUUGAGGAGCUAAUUGCUGACACUAUCUCUACUGACUUAUCUGUAUCUGAAAAAGACCCAGUGAAGAAAGCCAAGAAGGAAACGGGGGAUGGAAUUAUUCUGGAAGUUUUGGAAGCUUACAGAGAUAGAAGGAAGGAGUCGGAGGCUGAACUAACAAAAAUUAGCCCAUCUGAAACUGUGUUUGAUCAGACACCUUCUUCUCUAACAGCCAUUCCAAUGAAGGAGCAGAUUUCAACUACAUGCUUUUUAUCUGAAGACGUUUUUGGUCAAGCAAAGCCUGCAUCUCAGCUGCCAUCUGGCACUCCUUCUAUUUCCUGUCUUCCAACCAAAGCUCGUCCAUUCCUUCGAAGUUCUUCUUUGGACACAUCAGCCCAACCUCCUCCCCCUCCUCCUCCUCCUCCCCCACCCCCUCCUCCCCCUCCACCCCCUCCUCCUCCCCCACCUCUUCCUCCACCAACCUCACCUAAACCAACUAUUCAUCCUAAAAAAAAGUUAACAGUUCCAGCUCCAGUGACUGCGACUACUGCAGCUACACCCCUAGUAGAUUCUGUUACUACAGUAGAGACCACAGCUGCUCCAAGAAGUGAUGGGUUACCUAUAACAAAAAUAUGUACCACUGCACGUCCUCCUGUUCCACCUAAGCCAUCUUCAGUUCCAUCUGGACUUGUAUUUACACAUAGACCUGAGCCAAGCAAACCUCCAGUUGCCCCUAAACCAGCAAUUCCUGAACCUCCAGUCACUACCGCAAAACCAACAGAUACGCAGCCCAAACCAACAGGUCUGCCUAUAACUUCAAAUAUGACAUUAAAUUUAGUGACUUCAGCAGAUUAUAAAUUGCCUUCCCCUACCUCUCCGCUUUCCCCUCACUCUAACAAGUCCUCGCCAAGAUUUUCCAAGUCUCUCAUGGAAACUUAUGUGGUUAUCACAUUGCCAUCUGAACCUGGGACUCCAACAGAUUCUUCAGGGAGUCAAGUUAUUACCAGCUGGCCCUUGGGAUCACCCCCCAAAGAUCUGAUUUCCAUUGAGCCAGUAUUUUCUGUAGUUCCUCCUAUGACAGCUUCAGAAAUUUCAAGUUCUUCACAACAGAGCCUGUACAUCUCAGGAGCUUUGGAGACAUUUUCUGCUAUCCCUGUCACAACACUAUCUUCAUUUCAAGAACCCCCAACUUCAGUUACACAGUUUCUCCCAGCUGAAGUUUCCAAGGCUGAGUUUUCAACAGCGAAAAGUACAGUCGCUAGUACUGGUCUCAGCAGUGUCUCUAUAUCCAUUCCUCCAGAGCCUCUUGCUCUAGAUCACCUCCAUUUAGAGAAGCAACAGUAUAAAGAAAAGGUCAAGUUGCAACUUGUUGGUGAUGCUAUUGAUCUGCGUACAGUACCCAAAGUAGAAGUUAAAGUAACUGAAAAAUGUAUGGAUCUUUCUGCUUCCAUGAUGGAUGUGAAGAGGCAGACCACAAUAAGUGAAAUGUAUGGGAGACAAAUUAGUGCUGUCCAGCCCUCUAUUAUAAAUCUCAGUGCAACUUCAUCAGGAGUGACUCCAGUAUCCCUGAUCACCGAGACAGUGACUGUUGUCACGUGCACAGCUACUGCAAGUUACACCACAGGCACAGAAAGCCUAGUGGGUCUAGAACAUGCAACAGUAAUGCCACUCCAGCUCACUACAUCAAAGCAUGUAGAGCCCCCAUACAGGGUACCAAGUGGCCAGGCCUUUCCUACAGUUAGGGAGGAAGCACCAAUAAACUUAUCUUUAAGCACUUCUGUACACCCAAUGACAUCAGCUCUUACGAAACCCAUUACUGCACCUCCUGUUGGUGUCACAAAUGGAUGGACUGAUAGCACCACAUCACAGGGCAUCACUGAUGGGGAAGUAGUGGAUCUCAGUACCUCAAAGUCUCAUAGAACUGUUGUAACAAUGGAUGAAGCUACUUCAAAUGUGGUGACCAAAGUAAUAGAAGAUGAUGAAAAACCUGUUGAUCUGACUGCAGGAAGAAGAGCUGUGUGCUGUGAUGUGGUUUAUAAGUUACCUUUUGGAAGGAGCUGCAUGGCACAGCAGCCUGCAACGACUCUUCCUGAGGAUCGUUUUGGUUAUAGGGAUGAUCACUAUCAAUAUGAUCGAGCAGGGCCAUAUGGUUAUAGAGGGAUUGGGGGAAUGAAACCUUCCAUGUCUGACACUAAUUUAGCAGAAGCUGGACAUUUUUUCUAUAGAAGUAAGAAUGCUUUUGAUUAUUCUGGAGGAACUGAUGCAGCAGUAGAUCUAACUUCAGGGAGAAUUACUACAGGUGAGGUAAUGGAUUAUUCAAGCAAGACUACAGGUCCCUAUCCAGAAACACGACAAGUCAUUUCAGGAGUUGGGAUUAGUACUCCACAGUAUUCCACAGCAAGAAUGACUCCACCUCCAGGACCUCAGUAUGGUGUGGGGAGUGUUUUGAGGUCAUCUAAUGGUGUUGUCUAUUCUUCGGUAGCAACUCCAAUUCCUUCCACAUUUGCCAUCACCACACAACCUGGCUCCAUUUUCAGCAACACCAUGAGGGAUUUGUCUGGUGUGCACGCAGCUGACGCUGUGACUUCAUUAUCCGCCCUGCACCAGAGCCAGCCAAUGCCUAGAUCGUAUUUCUUGACAACAGGUGCAUCUGUAACAGACAUUGCAGUGACUGGUGUUGAUAUCAAUGCCAGUUUGCAAACUAUCACUAUGGAAACUCUGACAGCUGAGACGAUGGACUCAGUUCCCACUUUAACCACAGCGUCUGAAGUAUUUUCUGAAGUGGUGGGAGAGGAAAGUGCGCUUUUAAUCGUCCCCGAAGAAGAUAAGCAACAACAGCAACUGGACUUGGAGCGUGAGCUCUUGGAACUGGAGAAAAUUAAGCAGCAGCGUUUUGCUGAGGAAUUAGAGUGGGAACGGCAGGAAAUUCAAAGGUUCCGAGAACAGGAAAAGCUCAUGGUUCAAAAAAAGCUGGAGGAGCUGCAGUCAAUGAAGCAGCAUCUCCUGUAUCAGCAAGAAGAGGAGCGGCAAGCCCAGUUCAUGAUGAGACAGGAGACUUUAGCGCAGCAGCAGUUGCAGCUGGAGCAGAUCCAGCAGCUGCAGCAACAGCUUCACCAGCAGCUCGAGGAGCAAAAGAUCCGCCAGAUCUACCAGUAUAACUAUGACCCCUCUGGAACUGCUUCUCCACAAACCACUACAGAGCAGGCCAUUCUGGAAGGUCAGUAUGCUGCCCCAGAAGGUGGUCAGUUUUGGGCGACCGAAGAUACAACCACCACAGCCUCUGCCGUGGUGGCGAUUGAAAUACCACAAAGCCAAGGAUGGUACACAGUUCAGUCGGAUGGGGUUACUCAGUACAUUGCCCCACCUGGCAUCCUGAGUACUGUUUCAGAAAUACCUCUGACAGACGUGGUUGUAAAAGAGGAGAAGCAACCCAAAAAGAGAAGUUCUGGAGCUAAAGUCCGUGGCCACUAUGAUGAGAUGGGGGAAAAUCUGGCAGAUGAUCCCCGCUGCUUUAAAAAGAUAGUGGACAGUGGGGUACAAACUGACGAUGAAGAUGCAGCGGAUCGGAGUUACGUGAGUAGGAGAAGGAGAACUAAAAAGAGUGUCGAUACAAGCGUCCAAACGGAUGAUGAAGAUCAGGAUGAAUGGGAUAUGCCUACUAGAUCAAGGAGAAAAGCUCGCGUAGGGAAAUACGGUGACAGCACUACAGAGGCAGACAAGGCCAAACUCCUUUCCAAAGUCUCCAGUAUAGCAGUUCAAACAGUAGCAGAGAUAUCUGUGCAAACUGAACCAGUCGGAACCAUAAGAACGCCUUCGAUACGGGCACGCGUGGAUGCCAAGGUAGAAAUAAUUAAACACAUUUCAGCACCAGAAAAGACUUCCAAAGGGGGCAGUUUAGGAUGUCAAACAGAAGCAGAUUCAGACACACAAAGUCCUCAAUAUCUGGGUGCCACAUCUCCACCCAAAGACAAGAAACGCCCAACACCUUUAGAGAUCGGUUAUUCAUCUCACCUUCGGGCAGAUUCCACAUUACAGCUGGCUCCUUCCCCACCCAAAUCUCCAAAAGUCCUUUAUUCACCCAUCUCACCACUUUCACCAGGCAAAGCCUUAGAAUCAGCCUUUGUACCUUAUGAGAAACCCCUCCCUGAUGAUGUAAGUCCACAGAAAGUACUGCACCCCGAUAUGGCUAAAGUUCCCCCAGCAAGUCCUAAGACAGCCAAGAUGAUGCAACGCUCCAUGUCUGACCCCAAGCCUCUGAGUCCAACAGCAGAUGAAAGUUCCAGGGCUCCUUUUCAGUAUACCGAGGGCUACACGACAAAAGGUUCUCAAACCAUGACACCCUCUGGCACUCAGAAAAAAGUGAAGAGAACUCUGCCAAACCCACCUCCCGAGGAGACCUCCACAGGAACUCAGUCAACAUACAGCACAGUGGGCACAGUUUCCAGGAGAAGGAUCUGCAGAACCAACACGAUGGCACGAGCCAAGAUUCUCCAGGAUAUAGACAGAGAGCUCGAUCUUGUGGAGAGGGAAUCUGCAAAGCUUAGAAAAAAACAAGCAGAACUUGAUGAGGAAGAGAAGGAGAUUGAUGCCAAGUUACGGUACCUGGAAAUGGGGAUUAACAGGAGAAAAGAGGCAUUGUUAAAGGAGAGAGAAAAGAGGGAGAGAGCCUACCUCCAGGGAGUAGCUGAGGAUCGUGAUUACAUGUCUGACAGUGAGGUCAGCAGCACCAGACCAACCCGGAUCGAAAGUCAGCAUGGCAUAGAGCGACCGAGAACUGCUCCCCAAACUGAGUUCAGCCAGUUUAUACCACCACAAACCCAAACAGAAUCUCAGCUAGUUCCUCCUACAAGUCCUUACACCCAAUACCAAUACUCUUCCCCUGCACUUCCUACCCAAGCACCCACCCCAUACACCCAACAAUCCCACUUUGAGCAACAGACUCUGUACCAUCAGGAAGUUUCACCUUAUCAGACUCAGCCAACCUUCCAAGCUGUGGCAACGAUGUCCUUCACACCUCAAGCUCAACCUACACCAACACCACAACCUGCUUAUCAGUUACCAUCACAGAUGAUGGUGAUACAACAAAAGCCCCGGCAAACUGCACUAUAUCUGGAGCCCAAGAUAACUUCAAACUAUGAGGUGAUUCGCAACCAACCCCUGAUGAUAGCACCUGUUUCUACUGAUAAUACAUACGCUGUUUCCCACCUUGGUAGUAAGUACAACAGCUUAGACUUGAGAAUAGGAUUGGAGGAAAGAAGUAGCAUGGCAAGCAGCCCAAUAUCAAGCAUAUCUGCAGAUUCUUUCUAUGCAGAUAUUGACCAUCAUACUCCACGAAAUUAUGUCUUAAUUGAUGACAUUGGAGAGAUUACCAAAGGAACAGCCGCUUUAAGCACUGCGUUUAGCCUUCAUGAAAAAGAUCUGUCAAAAACAGACCGUCUCCUUCGAACCACUGAGACACGUAGGUCUCAAGAAGUGACAGAUUUCCUAGCACCUCUGCAGACUUCUUCCAGAUUGCAUAGUUACGUGAAAGCAGAGGAAGACCCAAUGGAGGAUCCUUAUGAGUUAAAGCUUCUGAAACAUCAGAUUAAACAGGAAUUCCGUAGAGGGGCAGAGAGCUUAGAUCACCUCGCUGGUCUUUCCCAUUAUUACCAUGCUGAUACUAGCUAUAGACAUUUUCCAAAAUCUGAAAAGUAUAGCAUUAGUAGACUCACACUUGAAAAACAAGCAGCAAAACAACUGCCAGCAGCCAUACUUUAUCAAAAGCAGUCAAAGCAUAAGAAAUCACUAAUUGACCCUAAAAUGUCCAAAUUUUCACCUAUUCAAGAAAGUAGAGACCUUGAACCUGAUUAUUCGAGCUAUAUGACUUCUAGCAGUUCAUCUAUUGGUGGCAUUUCUUCCAGGGCAAGGCUUCUUCAAGAUGAUAUCACUUUUGGCCUCAGAAAAAAUAUUACAGACCAACACAAAUUUUUGGGAUCAUCUCUUGGCACAGGGCUGGGCACAUUAGGAAAUACCAUACGGUCAGCUCUGCAGGAUGAAGCAGAUAAGCCAUACAGCAGUGGCAGCAGGUCCAGACCUUCUUCCAGACCUUCCUCUGUCUAUGGGCUUGAUUUAUCAAUUAAAAGAGAUUCUUCCAGCUCUUCUCUAAGACUGAAAGCUCAAGAGGCGGAAGCUCUAGAUGUUUCCUUUAGUCAUGCAUCACCCUCUGGCAGAACUAAGCCUACCAGUUUGCCGAUUAGCCAGAGUAGAGGAAGAAUACCAAUUGUGGCCCAGAAUUCUGAGGAGGAAAGUCCACUCAGUCCUGUUGGCCAGCCAAUGGGAAUGGCCAGGGCUGCAGCUGGACCCCUGCCACCAAUUUCUGCAGACACCAGGGAUCAGUUUGGAUCAAGUCACUCAUUGCCUGAAGUUCAACAACACAUGAGAGAAGAAUCACGGACUCGAGGCUACGAUCGUGACAUAGCUUUCAUCAUGGAUGACUUCCAACAUGCCAUGUCAGACAGUGAAGCCUAUCACCUGCGUCGUGAAGAAACAGAUUGGUUUGACAAACCCAGGGAGUCUCGUUUGGAAAAUGGACACGGUCUGGAUCGAAAACUGCCAGAAAGGUUGGUCCAUUCUAGACCACUCAGUCAACAUCAAGAGCAAAUUAUACAGAUGAACGGGAAAACUGUGCAGUACAUCUUUCCUCAUGCAAGGAUAAAAAUAACAAGAGACUCCAAGGAUCACACAGUUUCAGGUAAUGGAUUAGGAAUUAGAAUUGUGGGUGGUAAAGAAAUCCCUGGACAUAGCGGAGAAAUUGGAGCUUAUAUCGCCAACAUUCUUCCUGGGGGAAGUGCAGAACAGACAGGGAAACUUGUAGAAGGCAUGCAAGUAUUGGAAUGGAAUGGAAUUCCUUUAACUUCUAAAACAUAUGAAGAAGUGCAGAGUAUCAUUAGUCAGCAAAGUGGGGAAGCAGAAAUAUGUGUAAGACUGGACCUCAGUAUGCUAUCAGAUUCUGAAAAUCCCCAGCACCUAGAACUUCAUGAACCACCAAAAGCUGUGGAUAAAGCGAAAUCCCCAGGGGUUGAUCCUAAGCAGUUGGCUGCAGAGCUCCAGAAGGUCUCGCUACAGCAGUCACCACUGGUUCUGUCGUCCGUCGUUGAAAAAGGAUCUCACGUUCAUUCAGGUCCUACAUCAGCAGGAUCCAGUUCUGUUCCCAGCCCUGGGCAACCAGGGUCACCCUCAGUGAGCAAAAAGAAACACAGCAGCAGCAAGCCUACUGAUGCAACAAAGGCUGUCUCUCAUCCAAUUACGGGGGAAAUUCAGCUUCAAAUCAACUAUGAUCUUGGAAAUCUCAUAAUACAUAUUCUCCAAGCAAGAAACCUUGUCCCUCGAGACAACAAUGGUUACUCAGACCCCUUUGUUAAAGUGUACCUUCUUCCAGGGCGAGGUCAAGUCAUGGUUGUCCAGAAUGCAAGUGCUGAGUACAAGAGAAGGACUAAAUAUGUUCAGAAAAGUCUUAAUCCUGAGUGGAAUCAAACAGUAAUUUAUAAAAGUAUCUCCAUGGAACAGCUCAAGAAGAAAACACUGGAGGUGACAGUCUGGGAUUAUGAUAGAUUUUCUUCCAAUGAUUUUCUUGGUGAGGUAUUGAUUGAUUUAUCUAGCACAUCUCACCUCGAUAACACGCCUAGGUGGUAUCCUCUCAAAGAACAGACUGAAAGCAUUGAUCAUGGCAAGUCCCAUUCCAGUCAAAGCAGCCAGCAGUCCCCAAAGCCGUCUGUCAUCAAAAGCAGAAGCCAUGGUAUCUUCCCUGACCCAUCCAAGGACAUGCAGGUUCCCACCAUUGAGAAAUCCCAUAGUAGUCCCGGUAGCUCGAAAUCCUCAUCCGAAGGCCACCUCCGCUCUCAUGGACCAUCUCGCAGUCAAAGCAAAACCAGCGUCACUCAGACCCACCUGGAAGAUGCAGGGGCUGCUAUAGCCGCUGCCGAAGCCGCCGUGCAACAACUCCGCCUUCAACCAACCAAGCCCACCAAUCACCGGCCUGCAGAAAGCUCCGUGUCCACUGGCUCCUCGGGCAGCAGCUUUGGCAGUGGGUAUAGCGUGGACAGUGAAGGAAGCAGCAGCACUGCAGGGGACACUAAUCUAUUUCCUAUUCCAAGGAUAGGAAAGAUGGGGCAGAAUGGGCAAGAGACUAUAAAACAGCCAGGAGUAGGCGUAGGACUAGCAGACACUGAAGUUAAAACUCAGGUAAUGGGAGAAAUCAAGAUUGCACUGAAGAAAGAAAUGAAGACAGAUGGGGAACAACUCAUAGUUGAAAUCCUCCAGUGCAGAAAUAUCACCUACAAAUUUAAAUCUCCUGAUCACUUACCAGAUUUAUAUGUGAAAAUAUAUGUGAUGAACAUUUCUACCCAAAAAAAGGUGAUCAAGAAAAAAACAAGAGUAUGUAGACAUGAUCGAGAGCCUUCAUUCAAUGAAACUUUUAGAUUCAGCCUAAGUCCUGCUGGACAUUCUCUUCAGAUUUUACUUUUUUCCAAUGGAGGGAAGUUUAUGAAAAAGACCUUGAUUGGCGAAGCCUGUAUCUGGCUUGACAAAGUGGAUCUCAGAAAAAGAAUAGUCAACUGGCACAAACUUUUGGUCAGUCCUACUCAAACCCACUGAAGAAAUGUGUCUGCUCAGGGUAUAGAAAGUGCUUUAAACAGUCUUAAAUCAAGACUAUAGUCGAAUACAAUUGUUCUAAGCUAUGCUUUCAGGGGUAACCAUGAGAAGAGGAACAAAAGGCAAAAACAUACUCAAAGGCUUGCAAAUGUAUUGUUGUGGAACAUAGAAAAAAAAGUCAAAUGGAAAAGUUCAUAUAUUGAAGACAAGAAAAAAUGUUCUGAAACCUUGGAUUUCUUGUGGCUGUCAAGAAAAGCAGUGAGAGAAAUUUUGUUUACUUAAUGCAGAAAUUUUUGAGUAGAGUUGAGCUACAGCUAUCUAAAGGCUGAGACUCAAAGAUUAAAAUGUUUUCUAACGCAGGCAAAAGUAAUCCUUUAUGCAAAAGAACUUGGUUGAAAGGAAAAAACUAAUGGAACAAAUCUCGGUUUUCAAAAGUCUCUUCUUCAUCUUAUCUUCUCAGACAACUAACUGUUUUGAGAUUCUGACAUAGGAUACACCUACAAUAUGUGUCCAGACUAGAAGUAAGGAGCUUGUGUUUACAGGGAAAAGGGAACGCAGGGAUGUAGAAAUUAUAGCUUUUAGAUCAUAUUGUACAGGUUUUCUCUGUGUCUAAAUGUUACAAGGGUGAACACCACCAGUUUUAGAAUUCAUGUUGUAAAAGCACAUUAGUAAAACUUGAAAUAAAGUAUAGUUAAGACAAUACUAAGUAGAAAUGAAAUUACAUUUAUCUAGAAAUAAAGCCAUGACUGGCUAACAAAAAAGAAUAUUGCCCCACAAACUAUUGGAUGAAACAUCAAAAACUCCAUAAUUUACCCUUAAUCCAAGACAUUUUCAGUCUACAUAGCAAAGGACCUAGAUUAAAUUGGUAUGUUCUAGGAAGCAUGAUAACUUGUUCUUUGUGGAAUUGCAAAUAAAUGUAUUAUCCCAUAUAUUUUCUUUCUCUUGAAUGAUAUACGGACAGAGAGAAAAUUCUUCCUCUGGCAAACAAAUCGUAUUAAUCUGUGACAUUGAUUAAAUUGGUGUCAUUUCCUGCUCUUCCACAAUGGUCUUUUUUCCCCUUAAUACAUUAACUUGUUGUAAAAUGAAAACCCUGACCCUAAAUUCAAGUUCUCUUUAGUGCUCUAUUUUCCUACUUUAGUGACAGUAUCACAUUGAUCAAGUUCAUCAAUGUUGGGAAAAUAUGUGAAAAAUCAACAUUAUAUUAAGGUGAAAAUAUCCUUUGAGCUAUUUUAAUAAUAUGGAUUAAAAGGACCAACGUCUAAGUCAUUAAAAUGAAGCAUCCUCUUCCCCAUCAAACAACAACGUGAACAAAGGAGGUAACGUGGACUUACAGGAGACGCACUCGGCUAGGAUUAAAAGCCUGGCUUCUGGUCUUGGUUCUGCCACUGACUAACUGUGUCACCUUGCACAUGUCACUUAAACUCAAUUUUCCUCGGUUUUCUUAUUUGUGGGAAAAUAUAAUUAUAUAUUCCUAGCCUUCCUAAUGGGAUGUUGGGAUGAUCAAACUAAGUGAUCUAUGAGAGAAGAUGAAAGCACAUUUCCAAAUAUAGUUUUAUACACAUAAGUGAGGAAUAAGUAUUAUGCAGUUUUUUAUUUCCCAAUUUUUAUAUGUGAAAAAGCAUCUUCCAAACCAAUAGCAAGCACUGACAUGGAUGAAAGCAGUAUAUUGGCUCCAAAGCUAAUUUUUUCUUUAAAAUAUAAACUUUCGUUUAACCUAAAAAAGGGAGAAAAUUCAAUGAAACUGAUUUGCAAAUCGGGUUAUCAUAAAUUAAAUAAAUUAUGCCGAUCUUACCCUAUUCCCGUAUCCACAAAAAUAAAUUAAUUAAAUUGCUUCUCUGUGAAUUCUGAGUUUAAGAGCCGAUUCUUUAUUCAAAGGUGAGGUUUUAGUGGGAUUAGAGAAAUCAUCUCCAAAUAUAUUGCUCAUAUAUUGAAUCUUCUCAUUUUUAAAGAAAAACAUACUUGAAAUCUGAGAGGAAUUGAUUAAAUUUAAGACAUUAAAAAAUAAUUUCUAAUAAAUACCAGGUUAUAUAUCUUUAUUAUAUUCAUAAAGAAAUACAAAUUCACUCCUUUCCAAUCUAAGAAAGACAAGUCACUUUUCUUCCCUCUAAUUUUUAAGACCCUCUCCCCCGAAAAUGCAAUGUCAUUUAUCAUUGAUAUUGCUGUAAAAUGAACGAGCAGCCAGGGGAUCGCUAAGGAUUUGAUAUUGCUAGGAUUUUAUUUUUAGAGACAACUAGAUCUGCUGAUGGUUGCCAUGGAUAUUUCCAGCAGAAUUUAGCACUUUAGGAAGCUUAUAAUCAUCACUCAUAACUGGGGAAGGGAAGGGUUCAGGAAGAUCUCUUUCUGACAUAAAAAGGCUCUGCUGUUUGUCCUUAAAAGGAAACUCUGGCUCCUGUGGGUCCUCUUCUGCAGUCACUUACAUC